CUGAUUGAUGUAAAGAAACCACGCCAGAAAGCUUGUUUGCUGUGUUAUUUCAACGUGUCGUUCUCGUGCAUUUAGAAAAAAAGCGUGAUUAACUGAGAACAUUUUUAUUUUAAUGUUAUGCACCUAGUUUGUAGAAGAUAAAAGAGGACUUGAUUAAACGAAUUAAUUCAAGUAGUUUCGAAGAUGGAUUUCUUAGAAUACACCGAUGUAAUUGCAGAAGUGAAGGGAGCUAUGACUCCCGGACGAUUAAAACUAACAGAUCAGCACCUGAUUUUCAAGAAUCAAAAGACAGGGAAAGUGGAACAAAUUUCAGCAUCAGACAUAGACAUGGUGAAUUAUCAGAAAUUCAUUGGUACUUGGGGCCUCAGAAUAUUCCUUAAAAAUGGCACAUUACACAGAUUUCGUGGUUUCAAAGACGGUGAUCAGGAGAAAAUUGCAAAGUUCUUUGCACAGAAUUAUAAGAAAGACAUGCUGGAAAAAGAGCUCAGUUUAAAGGGUUGGAACUGGGGCACAGCCAGGUUCAAUGGUUCUGUGCUGAGUUUCGAUGUUGGGCAUCAUACUGCUUUCGAAAUUCCAUUGUACAAUGUUUCUCAAUGUAACACUGGGAAAAACGAAGUUACAUUGGAAUUUCAUCAGAAUGAUGACGCCCCUGUAAGUUUAAUGGAAAUGAGAUUUCAUAUACCAGUCAGCGAUAGCAUGGAUCAAGAUCCUGUGGAAGCAUUCCAUCAACAAGUUAUGGAGAAGGCAUCUGUUAUCAGCGUCAGCGGAGAUGCCAUUGCCAUAUUUAGAGAAGUCCAAUGUCUCACACCUCGUGGUCGUUAUGACAUAAAGAUAUUUCAGUCAUUCUUCCAAUUGCAUGGUAAAACAUUCGAUUAUAAGAUUCCAAUGUCUACGGUUCUAAGGCUGUUCCUCUUACCACACAAGGACAACAGGCAAAUGUACUUUGUGGUCAGUUUAGACCCGCCGAUCAAGCAAGGUCAAACACGUUACCAUUAUCUAGUAUUACUGUUCAGUGCCGAAGAAGAAACUUCGAUCGAAUUACCAUUUUCCGAGAAAGAAUUGAAGGAAAAGUACGAGGACAAGUUGUCGAAGGAAUUGUCCGGUCCGACAUACGAAGUUUUGGGGAAGAUAAUGAAAGUGAUAAUUAACAGGAAACUUACAGGACCUGGAAACUUCGUUAGCCAUUCCGGAACUCUCGCUAUUACCUGCUCCUUCAAAGCCGCGGCAGGUUUCUUAUACCCUCUCGAGCGAGGUUUUAUUUACGUGCACAAGCCGCCGAUUCACAUACGAUUCGAGGAAAUCGCGUCGGUGAACUUUGCUCGUAGCGGAGGGUCCACCAGGUCGUUCGACUUUGAGAUUGAAUUGACCAGUGGUGUGGUGCACACGUUUAGCAACAUUGAAAAAGAGGAGUAUGGAAAGCUGUUUGACUUCAUUACCUCCAAAAAACUUAGGGUCAAAAACAGAGGCAAAAGCGACAAACUGGAUUAUGACAACGACUUUGGAGACAGUGAUCAAGAAGAUGAGCCGGAUGCUUACCUAGCGAGAGUCAAAGCCGAGGCCCAAGAAAGAGAUGAAGACAAUCAGGAUUCCGAAGAGGAGUCGACCGACGAAGACUUCAAUCCUAAUCAAGAUGAAAGCGAUGUCGCGGAGGAAUACGACAGUAAUCCUAAUAGUUCGGAUAGUGAAAAUGAUUCCGACGCAUCCGAGAAGAGUCAAAAGAAAGACAAGAAGGAGAAGAAGGAAAAGAAAUCGAAAUCCGCCAAGACUGUGUCGGAGAAACCGAGAAAGCCUAGGAAACAGAAGAAGGAGAGAGACGCGAACAAACCCAAGAGACCGCCGACUGCUUUUAUGAUAUGGUUGAACAGCGCGCGAGACAAAAUUAAGGCAGAUAAUCCUGGUAUCGCUGUUACGGAAAUAGCGAAAAAGGGCGGUGAGAUGUGGAGGGAACUUAAAGAUAAAUCUGAAUGGGAACAGAAAGCGGCUAAGGCAAAGAAAGAUUACGCUGCGUCGAUGAAGGAGUACGAAGCUAGCGGUGGCGGGAAAGAGAAAGAAAAGAAGGAGAAACCGGAGAAGGGUGAGAAAAAGAAGAAGGAGACCAAGAAAGAAUCUCCCAGUAAAUUGAUGACCGGGCCUAAUUUCAAGAGCAAAGAAUAUAUUAGCGAGGAUGAUAGUAGUAGCGACGAUGACAAGAAGGAAUCGGCAAAAAAGCAAUCCGAUGAAGACAGUGAUGAUAAUAAGAGGAAUAAGAAGGCAGAAAAACGCAGCGCGGAUGAUGAGAAGAAGAAGACGGCUAAGAAAAGUAAGAAGGACGAAUCGGACGAAGGUAGUGACGAGGAACCUAUUGAAACUACUCCACCUUCUAGCGACGCAGAGUCUAAAGACAGUGAUUAAUUGAUUUUAUCACUUGUUCGUUUAAUACUUAAUUCAAGAUUCCUUUAUGGAUUUUCAAAUCAGUUACAUUUUGUAAACUAUUCCAUCGAAUAUUUAUGAUUCCUUAUUUUUUUAUUUAUUCAAGUUUUUUUGAAGAUACAAUUACAAACGUGAUAUAUUACAAACAAUAAGGAGUAUGUAGAAACAUUGAUCAGUUAUAUUUAUACACCUUUUUUGUAAUCAGUGGAAUAGCGAUAUUCAGUAAGGUAUAAUAUUUUGCAAGCUGGAAACUCUGUUCAGUGUUGUAAUAAGGAAUUUUACGUUUACUUUGAGGAGUUCUAUCUUACGACACUACGAUUAAAAUUUGUAAAAUAAAAGAAUCUAGUGGAAAUAAACCUCCUUGAUGUUUUAAACGCUUUAAUAAAAAAAAAAUCUUUCAAUUAAUCAGUGUCCUUCAUGCGAAUUUGAAUCUCUAUCCUUGCGUACGUAACAUGUUAUUACGAGAUAUGUAGAACUUAACACUUAUUAAACUCAACGAAUAAAAGGAAUUUAUUUGAAA
This is a messenger RNA of Ceratina calcarata, 2929 nucleotides long. RefSeq names its product structure specific recognition protein (gene Ssrp). The transcript has 14 exons. Gene Ontology annotation, biological process: regulation of chromatin organization. The record is from RefSeq and is a predicted model, not a curated record. Gene Ontology annotation, cellular component: nucleus; FACT complex. Gene Ontology annotation, molecular function: DNA binding; nucleosome binding; histone binding. The coding region runs from base 184 to 2391 and encodes 735 amino acids. NCBI's taxonomy places the organism in Eukaryota, Metazoa, Arthropoda, Insecta, Hymenoptera, Apidae.